UUGACAUUAAGUAAAGUAUAAAAGCAGGACUCUUUCUGGAACUUCACAAAAUCUUCUUCUAAGAUUCUGAAGGCAACCAGCUGAAAACCAAGUUGUAUCAUGGCAAUGCUGAGAAGUCUUCUGCUUCUUUUCAUUGUGUUCUCCAUGGGGAAUGCACGAGUUCAUUUAGUUGAAAAAUGCCCUUAUGGAUGGACAAAUUUUGGAGUCCGAUGCUACAAGUUCUUCUCUCAGACAGUCAACUGGAUCACAGCUGAAAAGAACUGCCAGAGUUUGGGUGCAAAUCUCGCAUCUGUACAUAGUAUAAUAGAACAUGAUUUUCUCCUGAGUCUGUUGCCGUCCUCUUCCACACGUUGUUGGAUUGGUAUUCAUGAUGGUAACCAUGAAGGACAGUGGUUGUGGACUGAUGGUACUCCGUAUGACUUAGCCUACUUUGGCCCUGGACAACCUGACAAUCUGGAUGAAGAGAACUGCGGGGAGCUGAACUUAACCGCUAACCGUUGGAAUGAUGCAGACUGUUUAACCUCACUGCCUUAUCUUUGUGUCCAAAACCUGUGAGAUCACAUGCAGUCGUCCUGCUCCACAGUUACUUUGAUUGUACUACAUUUACAUUUUCUGAACUUACCUUUACAAAACGUUCUCAACUUUAAUCUCUACUCAAAUCAAUAAAAGCAUUAAAGCAAGGCUUGUGUGU
Molecule: messenger RNA, 691 nt
Organism: Labeo rohita (rohu)
Lineage: Eukaryota; Metazoa; Chordata; Actinopteri; Cypriniformes; Cyprinidae
Product: galactose-specific lectin nattectin-like
Exons: 6
Coding region: 100-555 (151 amino acids)
Molecular function (GO): signaling receptor activity
Source: RefSeq, a predicted model, not a curated record